Pieris rapae (cabbage white) is the source of this 2044-nucleotide messenger RNA. RefSeq names its product ankyrin repeat domain-containing protein 29. The transcript has 8 exons. The record is from RefSeq and is a predicted model, not a curated record. The coding region runs from base 275 to 1165 and encodes 296 amino acids. NCBI's taxonomy places the organism in Eukaryota, Metazoa, Arthropoda, Insecta, Lepidoptera, Pieridae. Gene Ontology annotation, molecular function: protein binding.
CUCUGCAGUGUGGAGGGAAAUAUCAAACAAAUGCUUUGGUGAUUAUUGUUGCGCAGUCGUGCUCUUGGUGAUUUUUUUAAAUUAUAUUUGCCGGUGCAUAAAAUAUAUAGAUAUUGAUUGAAUCAAUGAAAAGGUUAUAUAAUUAAAGUGAUUUAAAUUAUAGUGAAAGCUAUUACAAGUAACGACGCAUAAAGAUAAGAAAAAUUGCCGUUAGCGCAUAUAAUUUGCAAUGAAAUUUUAUUUCGCCGUGCAGUGAUAUAAAUAAUCAUCUGACAUGUCCCUCAAGAAAGAAUCGCGCAGUGAUGUUCAGUUCCACCUGGCAGCGCUCCGUGGUGACUGCCCGCGGCUGCGACAACUUCUCGACACCGGCAAAGUGCAUAUUGACUCACGGGAUCGAGAUGGUACAACUCCACUGAUCCUAUCGGCGGCUAUGGGUCAUACGGAGUGCGUUCGCGAACUGCUGGCUCAGGGCGCCGACCCCGCCUGUUGCAGGACGACAGGAACGUCGGCGUUGUUCUUCGCGGCGCAGGGUGGCUUCAUUGACAUCGCGCAGUUGUUGUUGGAGGCUGGAGCCUCUAUUGACGCACCCUCAUUGGAUGGUGGUACACCCUUGUUCGUGGCGUGUCAAUGCGGUCACCUUCCAGUCGUCGAAGAAUUAUUGCGACGAGGAGCUCGAGUUGAUGCCUGUAUGAAGGAUGGAGCGACGCCACUCUUCAUAGCAGCCCAGAAUGGUCACGAAGAAGUCUGUGAGAUGCUAUUAGCACAUGGUGCUAGAGUUGAUCUCGCACGUAUAGACCGCGCAACGCCGCUAUGGAUCGCUGCGCAGUGCGGACAUGCGCACGUGGCGCGUACGUUACUCGCUCACGGCGCACGCGUUGACGUAUGCCGACAGGAUGGUGCUACGCCCUUGUUUAAAGCAGCGCACAAAGGACACGUAGGAGUAGUUCAAGAGCUGUUGAAAUACAACCCUAACCUUGGAUUACUGCCAAAUGGUGAGAGCGCGUUACACGGAGCGGCAAUGUUCGGUCAGCUGUCAUGUGUACGCGUACUGUCGAGGCGAUGCGACAUCGCACUGAGGGACGCACGAGGCCUUACCGCACUGCAGGUCGCCGCUCACGCCGGGAAGAAAGACGUCGUUGCAUAUCUAUCACGGCUUCACUCAUAACCGUGACGCAGCUAAGGUCUUGGGUUCCAAUCCGAGAAACAUUUAACUAUGGAGCUUGGUUUUUAUGUACUAGGUCCCGAAAAAACUACAGCGGAAAAACCUCUGCAGGGUAUUUUUAUUGCAGUCGGUCCCAUAGUGAAAAGUUAUUAUUUGCUAUAUCGCCUGUACAUCCUGCAUAUUUAGGUUCGAUUCCCGGAGAAAAGCCCCCAUACCCUUUGUAAGAGCUUCGUUUUUAUAUGACCAUUCCCAGUGUAGAAAACACUAUUACAGGCUAUUUUUAGCAUCCUUUUAUUAAAACAAAAUAACAAUAUAUCAUCAGAUAUAAUUGUAAUGAUACAAUUUUAUUUUCAAUAUCCUAAAUCCGAUGAGAUUCGAGAUGAACUGCUAGAUGAUAACACUGCAGCUAAAUUUAGAACCCUGAUUUUAAUGGUAUUCGGAAGUGUUCAAUAUUCUUGCGAAAAUUCUUGAUUAAAAAACAACAAAAAAAAAUUCUAUAAAAUUAACUGCUUAAUGAAUUUUGGCAUUAUCGUCAUUGGCUUGGAAAAUCUUCAACAACAAAAUAAAAGUCAAGUGUAAUGUGUAUUUUAUUGAAAACAGUCAUUCAAAAUUCUACUAAUGACAAAAAGUCUUUAUGUAGGUAUAUGUUUAUUUUAUAAUAAAGAUAUUUUUUUAUGUUUGUAAUCAUAUAGGUAACGGUUAUUGCCUUUUCCAAUUCUAUUAAAAAGGGCACACCUAUAAAGAAAUUUGGGUAUGAGCAUACUUUUAAAAAUGGAAUUAUUUGAGUGCUUGAUUGUGAUUGGUCAAUAUGGUCCCCAACAAGAAAUAUUCCUUUUUCAGAAGUAUACAAAAAGUACAUGAAAACACAUUUUAGAAAGUUAU